Messenger RNA from Alternaria rosae, 2212 nucleotides. RefSeq lists its product as uncharacterized. The transcript is spliced from 5 exons. NCBI's taxonomy places the organism in Eukaryota, Fungi, Ascomycota, Dothideomycetes, Pleosporales, Pleosporaceae. Bases 381 to 1964 code for a protein of 527 amino acids. Gene Ontology annotation, molecular function: iron-sulfur cluster binding; catalytic activity. The record is from RefSeq and is a predicted model, not a curated record.
CACUAUAACCCCUAUAGACACCACGCGGACCAUGGCCGGUCGCUGCUCCUUACCCACAUGCGACCGGAUUCGAUAAAUCGCUGUAGCGCUCUACCCGAACAAGUCAUGAAAGUCGGCGUGCCUGCAGAAUUCAUCGAAAUUACCAAAGAUCCACUUUAGCGGUUACCCUUGCUACUGUUGUAGCACAUUAUCUACAUCGCUUCUACGUAGUCGGCGAGGCGAGCGACAGCUCCUUCCAUCAGGUUGUACAACGGAUGUGGCGCACUUGGUAAACACGUUCCCUACACAAGAGAAUCAUCUCUAGCUUUGAUCUCCUCCCAAUCCUUCUUUCCACACGUCCAUUUCUGUUAUGACACUCACCUACAGACAUCUAUCCAAGCAUGUUUGUUCCAAGCACCAUGGCUAGGAGACAGCCUUUCCGAUCGGGGUCAACCCAAGCAGCCCGUAUACUAUCGCGUUGCAGAACUCAAUCAACUCUGGCCGCUCAGAAAACCUACUGGGAUCACAUCCAGCCAUGGAAGGGUGUUUCUAGAGUCGAAUUCAUGUCUUACAGAUGGCAACUUCGCAACACCAUCUCUGAUAAGCACAAGCUCUAUCAGUUCCUCAACACAGCUUUGCCCGACAAACUACUUCGCUCGCAGCAUGAUCAACUCAGGAAAAUUCGUACCAAGAACGACUUCAUCGAGGAUGCUAUCGCUGCCAUCAAGCUGGCACCCAUGGCCAUCCGACUCACACCACACGUACUCUCGCUAGUUGAUUGGCAAAAUGCCGUGGACGAUCCUAUCCGGCGACAAUUCCUUCCACUCCGAAGCGGCAUCGUCCCCGACCACAAGAACAUGGAGCUGGACUCCUUGCAUGAAGAAGCAGAUAGUCCCGUCCCUGGAUUAGUCCACCGAUAUCCUGGAAGAGCUUUGUUCUUGGCCACAUCAAUUUGCCCUGUCUACUGUCGUUUCUGCACGCGAUCCUACGCAGUCGGAGGAAACACCGAUACCGUAUCGAAGAAACCACAAAAGCCCAGUCGUAAGCGAUGGGAAGUCAUCUUCAAGCAUAUCGCCAGCGAUGAGUCGCUCGAGGACAUUGUCGUUUCCGGCGGCGACGCCUACUUUUUACAGCCCGAUCACAUCAAAGAAAUUGGAGAAAGACUCCUCAACAUUCCGCACAUCAAACGGGUUCGGUUCGCUUCGAAGGGGCUGGCUGUGGCUCCUGGCCGCAUACUUGAUGAUAGUGACCCAUGGGUUGACAGCUUGAUAGAGGUGUCUAAUAAAGGCCGAGACAUGGGCAAGCAAGUUUGCCUUCAUACCCACAUCAACCAUGCCAAUGAGAUUACAUGGAUAACGGAGCUGGCUGCGAACAAGCUUUUCAAGCAUGGCGUCAUUGUUCGCAACCAGUCUGUUCUUUUGAAAGGCGUCAACGAUGACUUCGAGCCGCUUUCGGACCUCAUCAAGAAGCUCUCCAACAUCAACAUUCAGCCAUACUAUGUCUAUCAAUGCGAUAUGGUACAGGGCAUCGAAGAUCUCCGAACACCUCUCAGCAAGAUUAUCAGCCUCGACAAGGAGCUCCGAGGAACUUUGUCAGGCUUCAUGAUGCCAUCUUUCGUCGUCGACCUUCCUGGCGGUGGUGGCAAGCGUCUUGUCUCCACGUAUGAAACAUACGAGGACGGCGUCGCAGAGUACAGGGCGCCUGGUCUCUCAGGCACCAAGGGCACAAGGACAUACACCUACUUCGAUCCGAAACCUGUGGACUCAGCCGUACUGGAAAAGUUUCGACAAGGUCAGGUCAAGGCUCUGGAAAGAGGUGAGACGCUUGAGCAAUUUUUUGCUAAGUCAGCUCCUCGACCACCCAUUCCUACUGGACCAAUGCUGCCUACUCCUGAACCAUCCCUUCAGCCAUACCCAGGAAUGAUGGUGGAGCGACCUCAGCCAUGGACACAUGAACAAGCGGGGACUAGAUCAGUAUAUGCAUGAUCAUGUGACAUUCGUCUCACAGGCGCUAGUAACAGCGCUCGACAUGACGUGCACAUUUUCGACAUCAGAGGCGCGGCAUUCGAACAUAGAUAUACAUCGACGACGAAAUGGCCACACUUCAUUACGGCCGCUACCCAAAAUUGUCUCUAGGCUCAAAGCGGAUCCAACUUCGAUCCAAAGUUUCUUGGACCUUAUAAUAUUCGCUCACUUCUCUGUAUCCGUUAUCAUCUUACAUUCACUUUCGCCGU